Drosophila eugracilis is the source of this 631-nucleotide messenger RNA. It is a transcript of the gene Obp58c, whose product is annotated as general odorant-binding protein 66. Lineage: Eukaryota; Metazoa; Arthropoda; Insecta; Diptera; Drosophilidae. The record is from RefSeq and is a predicted model, not a curated record. Gene Ontology annotation, molecular function: odorant binding. The transcript has 3 exons. The coding region runs from base 1 to 600 and encodes 199 amino acids.
AUGAAGGGCGUUAUUCUUUACACUUUUUGCAGCCUAAUUUGGUUCGCCAGAGGCAUUAAAAUUGAUUGCGAGAACCCGGACUCCAUCAAGGAGGAGCAUAUCCAUUAUUGCUGCAAACAUCCCGAUGGACACAACGAUAUAAUCGAGGAUUGUGCCAAGGAGACCAACUUCAUGCUGGCCAAUAAGAACGAGGAGGCAUUGGUGGACAUCACAGCUGACCAGGCCAUUCGAGGCACUUGCUUUGGCAAAUGUGUCUUUAAGAAACUCAAUCUCAUGAAGGACAGUGAGCUGGACAUGGAUGCCGUGAGAAAGUAUUUCACUGACAAGUUCUUCGACGAUCCGGAAUAUGUCAAGGAAAUGAUCAACGCCUUCGAUCACUGCCAUGGCAAGAGUGAAGAGAAUACCUCCUUGUUCUUGUCGAAGCCUCUCUUCAAGCAGAUGUCCCAGCACUUCUGUGAGCCCAAGUCUAGUGUCGUCCUGGCCUGCGUGAUCCGUCAGUUCUUCCACAACUGCCCGGCAGAUCGUUGGUCCAAGACCAAGGAGUGCGAGGAUACCUUGGCUUUUAGCAGGAAGUGCCAGGAUUCGCUGGCUACUUUGUAAUUAGUUUUUGAUAAUAAAGAACAUUAAAUUU